UCAAUCAAUCGUCCCCUGCCCAAGAUUAAUAAAAUCAAACAGAAAUAAAAUCGCGGCUCUGAGCUUGUGAAGGAGAUACUUUCUGAUCUGUACAAACAGUCCAUUGUCGAAUAACGACCGCGAAGAUGAGUGCGGAACCCAAUAAUAACCAAGCAAAGGCCGAUGUCCCAGAGGAAGUGGUGGAACCAAAAUCUACAACGGUGGAGGAAUCGAAAUCUACAAUUGAGCAAGAUCCAAAGCCUACAACAACGGAAUCACCACCAGUCAAGAUCGAUGACUCAACUCCAAUUCCACAAAUCACGCCCGAAGAACCAAAACCUACAAUCGCAGAGCCAUCAACAACUGAAUCAGUAGCCGCGGAGCCCACUACGGAACAACCCCAGGAAGCAGCCGUCAAGCUAGAAUCUGUCAAAGAAGCCGACGCGGAAGCAGCCGCUAAACUAGAAGCUACCAAAGAUGCUGAUGUGGAGAAAGCAGCUUCAACCUCUCAACACUCAGUCUCAUUCGACAAGACUACCAAGACACAUGAUGGCUCGCCAUUGUCAAAAUUCUAUUCAGAAUUGCCGGCAAUCCUCAAGGCAGCUGAAUACAAUGAGAUGUGGGGCAUUGUACUUGAUCCAUCGGAAACUCACGUUCAAACAAGUAUAGUUCUCGAGAAAUUCUUGCGAGCAAACACAAAAGACGUUCCUAAAGCCAAGGCUCAAUUGAUUGAGGCUUUGAAAUGGCGAAAGACCAUGCAACCACAGAAGCUCUUGGAAAGUACCGAGUUCGACAAGGUCAAGUUCGGUAAUCUGGGAUAUGUAACGUCUUAUAAUACCAGCGACGGCGGCAAAGAAGUUAUCACUUGGAACAUCUAUGGGGCAGUCAAAAAUGUUAAGAAGACGUUCAGUGACGUUCCUGAAUUUCUUAAAUGGAGAGCAGCACUUAUGGAAUUAUCCAUUAAGGAAUUAGAUCUUGCCUCAGCAACGGAGAAGAUACCUGAAAACGGCCCCGAUCCAUAUCGCAUGAUCCAAGUCCACGACUAUCUCAAUGUCAGUUUUCUACGAAUGGACCCCAGUAUCCGUGCUGCAUCCAAAGAGACCAUCCAAACAUUCAGCAUGGCGUAUCCUGAGCUUUUGAAGGAGAAGUUCUUUGUUAACGUUCCCUUGGUGAUGGGUUGGGUUUUCGCGGCAAUGAAAAUCUUUUUGAGCGCCGAUACAAUCAAAAAGUUCCAUCCGCUCAGCUACGGAUCCAAUCUUGGCAGUGAGAUUUCUCAUGUUGCUGAAAAGUUACCAAAGGAGUACGGAGGAAAGGGGGAAGAACUGAAGAGUGGUCUCACAGUCAAAUAUUCCGAGGGAGAAGCCUCGAAAUCCGCCUAGAAAGAUCAAAUUAACGGCACGAUCUAUGGUCUAAUUCGAGAGGAUGUAAUGUCAUGGGUGGUUAAUGUUCUGGGGAGGAACUAUUCGUUUUAAAUUGGGGCGUUCAAUAUAUCCAUUGCUUUGUAGUUGCUCAUCGAAGUUUAUAAGCUUCAUCUGAUACCAUAUAUAGCAAAGAAACUAUAAUAUAAUAUAAUGACUAUGAUAUAGUUUGA
Botrytis deweyae is the source of this 1570-nucleotide messenger RNA. RefSeq lists its product as uncharacterized. Gene Ontology annotation, cellular component: cortical endoplasmic reticulum; cytosol; plasma membrane. The transcript has 2 exons. NCBI's taxonomy places the organism in Eukaryota, Fungi, Ascomycota, Leotiomycetes, Helotiales, Sclerotiniaceae. Bases 126 to 1358 code for a protein of 410 amino acids. The record is from RefSeq and is a predicted model, not a curated record. Gene Ontology annotation, molecular function: phosphatidylinositol transfer activity. Gene Ontology annotation, biological process: Golgi to plasma membrane protein transport; regulation of exocytosis.